This is a messenger RNA of Brassica oleracea var. oleracea, 1175 nucleotides long. Its product is annotated as F-box/kelch-repeat protein At4g39550-like. The transcript has a single exon. The record is from RefSeq and is a predicted model, not a curated record. Gene Ontology annotation, molecular function: protein binding. The coding region runs from base 130 to 1161 and encodes 343 amino acids. Lineage: Eukaryota; Viridiplantae; Streptophyta; Magnoliopsida; Brassicales; Brassicaceae.
UUUUAAUAUCCAAAACGCAUUUGACCAAGUUCACAACGCAUUUGACGACGUCUCAAGAAUUUUUCUGACGGGCAAUCGCGUGAGACCUGAAAGUUUAUAAAUAGCGAUUUCUUCUCCCUGAUUCGACCAAUGACUUCCCCAGAUAGGAAAGGUAAGGCGACGACAGAGCAAUCCUCCCCACUUCCUUCGCUUCCAGAUGAUUUGCUGUUGACCUGCUUCGCACGCGUCUCCACAUUGCACUACCCAACACUCACCCUCGUCUCCAAAAGAUUUCAAUCACUCAUCGCCUCACCGGAGCUAUACAGGAUCCGAUCCACAUUAGGCCGCACCCAGAGUUGUCUCUAUGUGUGCUUUGGGUCCGAUCAUGACCCUAACCCUCGCUGGUUCACUCUCUGCCUGAAACCUGACCGAAACGUGACUAACGGGUCAAGUGGGAAUGUUUUGGUUCCUACCUCAGUUCCCCAUUCUGCUCCAGCGCACUGGUCUGGUCUUAUUGGAGGACCUUCCAAUGAUAUCUACAACAUUGGCGGCCCCCUUGAGGAUGCUCCAUCCUCAAGCGAGCCGGGAAACAUGUGGGUGGACCCAAUGGUCGAUGUCCUUGAUAGAAAGAUAUACGUAACAAGAGGCUGCAAUCCAAACACUCGAACUUGGGACCCUGAGUUCUCGACCCCUCCGGUCUCGACCCCUCCCGCUUUUGUAAGCUUAGUGGUUAGAAAAAAAGUUUACAUGUUUGGAUCCUCUGGUGAUUCGGCUUACAAACCCAAAGACGGUCAAUGGGAAAGGUUUUGGGGUUGGAAACCGAGUUUGGGAUGGUUUUCUUGUUGCGUGGUUGAAAAGGUACUGUACCGUUAUCGUUCUGGAGAGUUCAAAUGGUAUGACACCAAGGCAGGGCACUGGAGGAAGUUAAAGGGUUUGAAAGGACUGCCUAAGUUUGUCAGCUAUGGUUUUCAGUUGGUUGAUUAUGGUGGAAAGUUGGCGGUUGUGUGGGCCGAGCUUGUGCCUAACGGUGGCGAUAAGAAAAAGGUUGUUUGGUGUGCGGUAAUUACUCUUGAGAGGCCUAACAGUGGCGAUGAGAUUUGGGGGGAGAUCGAGUGGUGUGACGUGGUAUGUACAGUCCCCAAGUCGUAUCAAUUGGAGUAUGCUCUUGAUGCUACUCUCUGAUCAAUCACAUAUCA